AUGACGCGCUCGCUUUAUAAAGACGCCGUUCGCCCAGUGGUCUUCUCACCCGGUGGCCGGCUAUUGGCAUCUGCCUCUAGGGAUGAGACUGUCCGGCUCUGGGACCCUACGGGCGCUCUGCAGCAGACUCUUGACGGCCAUUCAGGCAUUGUAAACUCGGUGGUCUUCUCGGCCGAUAGCCAAUUGUUGGUGUCUGGCUCUGUUGAUCAGACAGUCCGAAUCUGGGAUGUGGCCACAGGCGCUCUACAGCAGAUCUCAGAGGUCAAGGGAGUACUCUCCAACAUGAAAUUUUCUGCUGAUUGUUCAUAUCUCAACUCUAAUCUAGGAUACGUCAAGAUCCGAACCUUUCCGUAG
Molecule: messenger RNA, 354 nt
Organism: Aspergillus tanneri
Lineage: Eukaryota; Fungi; Ascomycota; Eurotiomycetes; Eurotiales; Aspergillaceae
Product: WD40 repeat domain-containing protein
Exons: 2
Coding region: 1-354 (117 amino acids)
Molecular function (GO): protein binding
Source: RefSeq, a predicted model, not a curated record